AUGGAACAUAGGGCUAUUAGGCAAAAUAUACCGAAGGAAAUUCAAUAUCCUUCAAGUGAAAUAACACCAUUUCCUAGAGUUGUAAAAAAAAGGAAUACCGCUAAUAAAAAAGAAAGAAGGCGUACUCAAAGUAUAAACACAGCAUUUUCAAGUUUGAGAAAUAAAAUACCAAACGUUCCAGUAGAUACAAAACUUUCAAAGAUCAAGACAUUACGAUUGGCAACAUCAUAUAUAUUGUAUUUGACACGAGUUUUAGAAGGAAAUCAAGAUCCAUCAAAUGGUUUUCAAGCUGAAUUAAUAACAUCAUUAAAAUUAGGUAAAGCUGAAAAAAAACAAUUAGCCAAAGUAAAUCAUGAGUUUGCUAUAGAACAAGAAAUGAAAUAUAAAAAAAACAGUGGAAGGACUGGUUGGCCUCAAGAUGUUUGGGCCUCUGAACUUAAGCAAGAAGGAAGACAGUUAAAUUAA
Messenger RNA from Condylostylus longicornis, 465 nucleotides. RefSeq names its product heart- and neural crest derivatives-expressed protein 2-like. Gene Ontology annotation, biological process: developmental process; regulation of transcription by RNA polymerase II. Gene Ontology annotation, molecular function: DNA-binding transcription factor activity, RNA polymerase II-specific; RNA polymerase II transcription regulatory region sequence-specific DNA binding; protein dimerization activity. Bases 1 to 465 code for a protein of 154 amino acids. The transcript has 3 exons. NCBI's taxonomy places the organism in Eukaryota, Metazoa, Arthropoda, Insecta, Diptera, Dolichopodidae. The record is from RefSeq and is a predicted model, not a curated record.